Molecule: messenger RNA, 1683 nt
Organism: Alnus glutinosa
Lineage: Eukaryota; Viridiplantae; Streptophyta; Magnoliopsida; Fagales; Betulaceae
Exons: 6
Coding region: 196-1419 (407 amino acids)
Source: RefSeq, a predicted model, not a curated record
GGAUCCCCAAUGGAAAGGGAAGGGAAGCGGAAGGCGUCGGCGAGGCGCCGUGAGAGAGCAGCAAUAAGCAAAGCGUGUAGGAAGAAGAAGAAUCUCUAGAUAUUUUUAGUUAGUGAUUUAGAAGAAGCGAAGCCGAAGGACGCCGCCGGCUGGGAGUGGGAGGGGGAGGUGUGGGGGGGUUAAAUCAUAGUAAAAAUGUCGUAUAGAAGGGGGCAGCAGGGUUCAAUAUCAAGGCAUUCCGCCAUCUUAGUGGACGAGGAUGAUGGUGACGAUGAAGAAGAAGAAGAGGAAGAAGAAGCAAAACAAGGAAUUGAGAAGCCUCAGGCUCUUCGUCCUUCAUCAUCGCUGGCGGCCAAGGCCAUAAGAGCAUCUUCCGCCCAUCGCGACUCCUCCCUCUCCUCUGCUUACGGCCACUCUGCUCUCUCUCCCUCCUCCUCCUCCUCUUCCCGCUCUCUCAACCCAACUAUCGGAUCUUCUUCUCCCUCAGUCUCUCUCCAGGAUUCAAAACCCUAUGAGUACACAUCAAUGAAAAGUUUGAAUGAAUCCAAGCAUGGGUUUUGGGGUGUUCUCGCUAGAAAAGCUAAAGCGAUUCUUGACGAAGAUAAUGUACCUCAAGAAAUUCAAACACCUGAAAGGACAAGGCCACACAUACAUGGUACAGAGACAAUGGGCGAGUACCAAAAUUCCAAUCACUCAGACGAGAGCCGUCGAAAAAUGGACAGUCCUAAACUACAACAGAAGAAGGGGUUGGGUGCCAUUGCAUCUUCUCUUAAUUAUAUUGGUGGCACCAUUGGUAAUGCCUUAGAGGAGGGUCUUACUAUAAUGGAGAGCCGGACUGCAGACAUAAUUCAAGAAACUCGCAAGCAUAUCAAGAAAAAGCCCAGUGGUUCUGAGGUACCGAGUCAGGCGCCAAAUCAUUCUAGUACAUGGCAACAACCCCAGAUGCAAACUGAUCAAGAACUUCAGCUGAAGGCAUCUCGCGACGUUGCAAUGGCCAUGGCUGCGAAAGCAAAGCUUCUUCUUCGGGAGUUGAAGACUGUCAAAUCAGAUCUGGCUUUUGCUAAGGAGCGAUGUGCUCAGCUGGAGGAAGAAAAUAAAAUUCUUCGGGAGAACCGUGAAAGGGGAAGCAACCCAGAAGAUGAUGAUUUGAUUCGGCUUCAACUUGAAACACUUUUGGCAGAGAAGGCCAGAUUGGCACAUGAAAACUCAAUUUUUGCACGGGAAAAUCGCUUCCUGAGGGAGGUCGUUGAAUACCACCAGCUCACCAUGCAGGAUGUUGUCUACUUGAAUGAGGGCACUGAAGAGGUCACUGAAGUCUACCCCAUCAUGGCUUCCUCAGGAUCGAAUCUAAACUCUGUUUCCUCAUCAUCAUCUCCACAACUACACUCUUCACUUCCUCCUGGGGUUGUCCGCAAGUGAUGGAGGACAUUGCCCAUUGCACACAAAAGUUGAGGAGGUCUCAUGAAAUGUCACCCAAACUAGCUCUUGAAACCCCAUUAGGGUGGCAAAAGAUACACAAAGACACUAGGAAUGCUUCUCUUUGAUUGGAGAUGUCCUGUAUUCUAUGUUUCAAACAAAGAUUUGAAAUGUAACAAUAUGAUUUUCUUGGUUAUUAUUAUUAUUAUUGUUAUUAUUAUUAUUAUUAACUAUUGUUAUUGUAUGAUAUUUUUGUUAUUUGUGUUA